CCGCGCAUGCGCCUUCCUCCUGGCGGCUCGGGAGCGCCUCACCGGGUCGACUUUGCGCUCGGGUUGAGAGUGCGCCUGCGCGGUCGCUGGGGGGCUCUCCACCUCCGCCUCCCCUCCCCCUGACGCCCCGUGGGGGCUCCGGGCCCGGCGGGACCAUGUUCACCAGCACCGGCUCCAGUGGGCUUUACAAGGCCCCGCUGUCGAAGAGUCUCUUGCUGGUCCCCAGUGCCCUGUCCCUGCUGACUCUCCUGCUGCCCCACUGUCAGAAGUUCUUCGUGUACGACCUCCAUGCUGUCAAGAACGACUUCCAAAUUUGGAGGCUGAUAUGCGGAAGGAUAAUUUGCCUCGACUUGAAAGACACUUUCUGCAGUAGUCUUCUUAUUUAUAACUUCAGGAUAUUUGAGAGACGAUACGGGAGCAGGAAGUUUGCCUCCUUCUUGCUGGGCUCCUGGGUCUUGUCAGCCUUGUUUGACCUGGUCCUUGUGGAAGCUGUCCAGUAUUCAUUUGGAAUCCCCGUGGCCAAUAAUUUGCCUUCUGGAUUCUUGGCGCCCGUGUUUGCUCUCUUUGUACCAUUUUACUGCUCCAUCCCAAGAGUCCAAGUGGCACAGAUUCUGGGCCCGUUGUCCAUCACAAACAAGACACUGAUCUAUAUAUUGGGACUGCAGCUUUUCGCCUCUGGCCCCUACGUCUGGAUUGUAGCCAUAAGUGGACUUAUUUCAGGCAUGUGCUAUGACCGCAAAGUGUUCCAGGUUCACCAGCUGCUUCGCAUCCCUGGCAGGAUGGCCCGGUUCUCCUCCUGGGCCCUCGAGCCCAUCUUCUCUUCUUCAGAGCCAACCAGCGAGGCCAGAGUUGGGAUGGGAGCCACCGUGGACAUCCAGAGGCAGCAGAGGAUGGAGCAACUUGACCGGCAGCUGAUGCUCUCUCAGUUCGCACAAGUGAGACGGCAAAGGCAGCAGCAGGGAGGAAUGAUCAACUGGAAUCGGCUUUUCCCUCCUUUACGUCAGCGACGAAAUAUCAACUAUCAGGAUGGCCUUCGAUCUGAGCCGCGAGCAUCUCCUCCCCUGGAAGUUUCAGAGGAGCAGGUUGCCCGGCUCAUGGAGAUGGGAUUUUCCAGAGGGGAUGCCUUGGAGGCCCUGAGGGCCUCAAACAAUGACCUCAAUGUGGCCACCAACUUCCUGCUGCAGCACUGACCUUCAGCCCAGCUGUUGAAUGACAGGGGUGUGUCCCUGCCAGCACAGCAGACUUGGCACAGAGUUCUCAAGAGGAGAGGGUGGUCCCCACCUACACUGUCCUUAACUCCAAGAUGGUUACCAUUGUAGUAUCAGAUAAGUUUGCCAUUAAAUUAGCAUGUAUUUUC
Microtus oregoni (creeping vole) is the source of this 1357-nucleotide messenger RNA. RefSeq names its product UBA domain containing 2 (gene Ubac2). The coding region runs from base 156 to 1190 and encodes 344 amino acids. NCBI's taxonomy places the organism in Eukaryota, Metazoa, Chordata, Mammalia, Rodentia, Cricetidae. The record is from RefSeq and is a predicted model, not a curated record. The transcript has 9 exons. Gene Ontology annotation, molecular function: protein binding; serine-type endopeptidase activity.